Molecule: messenger RNA, 1620 nt
Organism: Pollicipes pollicipes
Lineage: Eukaryota; Metazoa; Arthropoda; Thecostraca; Pollicipedomorpha; Pollicipedidae
Product: trypsin-1-like
Exons: 1
Coding region: 1-1299 (432 amino acids)
Biological process (GO): proteolysis
Molecular function (GO): serine-type endopeptidase activity
Source: RefSeq, a predicted model, not a curated record
AUGCUUCGUCUAGUCGUGUGGUGUCUCGUGCUGGGCGUCGGCCUGGCCAAGCCGCCGCCGCCCUCGGGCAGCGCCGGCUCGGAGCCGCGACCGCCGCCCCAGUCCCGGGAGUCGUCCGUGCCCCCUCCGCAGCCGCGCCAAGCGCAGCCGCUGCCGCCGCCUGACUCCGAGGACAGAGCUGUGUUCUCGCUCGAGCCGGGCGAAUACUACUUUACCUCGCCCCGCUUUCCCAGGUCGUACCCCAACAACGUGUUUCAACGCUACCAGCUGAGAGGUCAGCAGGGCCAGGUGAUCGACGUCGGCUGCAGCGCCUUCAAUCUGGAAUAUCACUCGUCUUGUGCUUACGAUUUCUUGUCAUUCGACGGAGACAGGUACUGUGGAAACCUCGGCAGCAUCGCCACCAAGAGCAGCACUGACUUCAACAUAGUUUUCAAAUCAGAUUACAGCGUAAGGAGGACAGGGUUCCGCUGUGAUAUUACUGUCCCAAACAGCAGUGGAGGCACCACGGCUGCGACAACGGCUGCCACCACGCAGGCGCCAUCCGGAGACCAGUGUUGCGGCGUCCCCAACAGAGCGUCGCGCAUCGUCGGCGGCGUCCAGACCGAGGUCAACGAGUACCCCUGGCAGGCGGGUCUGGUGAGCCCCGGCGGCACCCGAACCUACUGCGGCGGCACCGUCAUCAACAACCGGUACGUGCUGACGGCAGCUCACUGCACUUCAGGUGACUCUGCGUCCCAGGUCCAGGUGCUGCUCCGGGAGCACAGGAUCGGCGCCUCGGACGGAGAGCUUCGCUUCAGCGUCUCACGGAUUAUUCAACACCCAAACUACAGAUCACCGUCCCGCUCUGGCUAUGACUUCUCCCUGCUAAGGCUGACCCAGACUAUCAACUUUGCAUCUCUGAACAACAGGGUGGCGCCGGCGUGCCUGCCUUCCAGCGGAGCCUUUGUCAACGUGGACGCCGUCGUCAGCGGCUGGGGCACGACCUCCUCGGGCGGCUCGCAGGCCACGGCCCUGCGUGAGGUCACCGUGCGCACGCAGUCCAACAAUCAGUGCAGACAGGCGUACAGCACGAUCAACGACAGCAUGCUGUGCGCCGGCGUCAGCGGCGGCGGCAAGGAUUCUUGCCAGGGCGACAGCGGCGGCCCGCUGGUCACGCCGGUCGGAGGUCGCUACAACCUGAUCGGGGUGGUCUCCUGGGGUAGAGGCUGCGCCCUUGCCAACUACCCGGGUGUCUACGCCAGGGUGACUUCCGUCACCAGCUGGAUCCAGCAGAACACUGCUGAUGCCUCUCUCUGUUAGGUGCUGUCCUGACGUCUCACCGUAAUACGGGAAACGACCAGACUCACUUUGGAGUGUGAUGCUCUAUGGUCUGGUGUGGAAAGGCGCGUGGCUGCUGUGAAACAAAAUUGAGCCGUUGUAGCUGUGCAUGCACCAGGUGACAGAGGAACCAGACAUGCACAAACCCAAGUCCCAAGUAUGGCGUCGUGGCAUGCAACAAUCGUUUCGAUACAUAAUGUCUGGCUUUAUGUUUUCUCCGCUUUUGCUGUGCGAAAGCAUCCUAUUCGUAUAGUUGGCUUGUUUUGCGGUUUCGGUGAAAAUACAAGCAUUUCAAAACUUCCA